UCGCCAGAGUGAGGUUGUCCUGCCAGAGAAUAGAGUGUGUGGUAACCCUUGUAGUCAGGGGGGUAUAAAAGAGGAGAGGACACCACACUCCUUAGCCACAACCACUGGGGCUCUGAGCUAAUCCACAACAUGAAGGUCCUCCUCCUUGGUGCCUUGUUGGCUGCGGCCACAGCCCAGACCUUCCUGGCUCAACCAGCUCAACUGGUCCUCUGCCGUGACCAGAAUAAAGCUAACUUGAAGCUCAAUCAGGGAGCUUUCCAGCUAGCAUCAUCUUCCAGAGAAGACGACAGCUUCCAGCAGACCUUCACUGGCUCUCAACGGGCUCCCCAGGACAGACUUACAAGUUCUCAGCAAACGUUCACCGCCUCCCAGCAGGGACGAUUUGGCAUUCAGCAAGGUGCCAGUGGCUCUCAGCAGACGUUCACUGCCUCUCAGCAGGGAUGCGUUGGCACCCAGCAAGGUGCCAGUGGUGUUGGCAUCCAUCAAGGCUUCAGUGGUGUUGGCACCCAGCAAGGUUCCAUUGGUGCUAGCACCCAGCAAGGUUCCAUUGGUACUAGCACCCAGCAAGGUUCCAUUGGUACUAGCACCCAGCAAGGUUCCAUUGGUGCUAGCACCCAGCAAGGUUCCAUUGGUUUUGGCACCCAGCAAGGUUCCAUUGGUACUACCACCCAGCAAGGUUCCAUUGGUUUUGGCACCCAGCAAGGUUCCAUUGGUACUACACAGCAAGGUUCCAUUGGUACUACCACCCAGCAAGGUUCAUUGCACCCAGCAAAGGUGCCAUUGGUACUACACCAGCAGUUCCAUUGGUUUGGCACCCGCAAAGUUCCAUUGGUACUAGCACCCAGCAAGGUUCCAUCGGUGUUGGCACCCAGCAAGGUCCCAUUGGUGUUGGCACCCAGCAAGGUUCCGUCGGUGUUGGCACCCAGCAAGGUCCCAUUGGUGUUGGCACCCAGCAAGGCUCCAUUGGUGCUGUACACCCAGCAAAGUUCCAGUGGCUCUCAGCAGGGACGAUUUGGCACCCAGCAAGGUCCCAUUGGUGUUGGCACCCAGCAAGGUUCCAUUGUUGCUAGCACCCAGCAAGGUUCCAGUGGCUCUCAGCAGACAUUCACCGCCUCCAAGCAAGGACAAUUUGCCACCCAGCAAGGUUCCAGUGGUGUUGGCACCCAGCAAGGUUUCAGUGGCUCUCAACAAGGACGUGGCAGUUUCCAGCAGGGUUCCAGUGACUCUGGGCAAACUCUCCUCAGCUCCCAACAGGGACGUAUCAGCUUCCAGCAAAGUGCCAGGGAUUCUCGACAAGGACUUACCAACAACCAACUAGGUUCCAGUGGCUCUCAGCAGGCACUGACCUCCCCCCAGCAGGGACGUGGUGCUUUCCAGCAGACGUUCACCAACAAUCAACAACACUCUCACAGGCUUCAACAAGCAUCUGGUGCAGCCCAAACCUUUAUCUCAAGGAACCAUCAAGGCUCAAACAGAUUCCAGACGGGCUCAGCCACGCUUAGACAAAGUAACGGUAAUAAUCAACAAGCUACAAGUGCAGUUUCUGAGAGCAGUAGUGCAGCCCAGCGAGCAAGUACUUCUCGGCGAGUUGGCAGCACACCCCGACAACAAUUCAGCAGCAACCAACAGGCAACUAACCUCCAGCAGGCAAACAACUUCCAGAAAGGUUCAGCAAUCUUCCAGUCACAGAGAGGACAAGCAUCGCCAAGUCAGCUCCAGCAGGACACCAGGAGACCUGCAGCUCAAGCAAGUGUCUUCCAGAGUCUAACUGGCUUUCAACACAACAACAAUGCACUCCUACGGUUUGGAACUUCAGCCUCCAGUGACAAUUUGGAACAACUGAAUGAUAUCCUGGAACCCUUGAACCUGCCCUCCGGAGCCAGGUUUCUGCUAGGAGACAUCACCACCACUUUCAGUUGUAUUAACCAGCCCUACGGGUACUACGCUGACGAAGAGAACUCCUGCAAGGUCUUCCAUGUGUUACCCGGCGCUGUUCACCACCGGACGCGUCGAGACAUACCAGUAUAGCUUCAUGUGUAGUGAUGGGUCCAAGUUCGACCAGAGAGAAAUGACAUGUGUCAAAGAGGUGAACGCCAUCCCCUGCAACACCUCCUCCCAGUUCUACUCCAAGAACGCCGAGUUUGGCCUCCUUGAAGAGCGAAACUCCUUCCAAAUCUAACUCGACACCGGACGUGAAACUACUACCUCUGAGACUGGACGAUAGUCAUUCAUCUCACCUGUUCCUGCUGCGUCACCCUUGAUAUAACCCAUCUUGGUAGACCCUUAACACUUAGGAAAGCUUGAAGGCUUGGAGCUAUACCACGAACCUUGUCUUGGGACUUUAAGAGGCGAGACAACAUAGAAUCUGUGACAAAUGUUGUGAAAACCAAAAAUAUACUCAAGUUAUUU
Molecule: messenger RNA, 2409 nt
Organism: Homarus americanus (American lobster)
Lineage: Eukaryota; Metazoa; Arthropoda; Malacostraca; Decapoda; Nephropidae
Product: hornerin-like
Exons: 5
Coding region: 130-2028 (632 amino acids)
Source: RefSeq, a predicted model, not a curated record